ACUGUAUGGUUAGAUAGAUAGCUAACGUUAACAGUGAAAUGAUAUGCCUCGUCAUUAAUGUAACGGCUCGUUUGCACCCAAUACGUUUUAUACGCAUGUGUCUGACCGCAUGUUGUUAAGCCAGAGCGUUAUCAGAACAGCUAACAGUGAGCCUUUCUGCUAUUUCUCUCUUGCUUGUAGGCAGGCAGGUGUAGAAAGCUGCUUUCAGGUUUCGGUGUCAGGUAGCAAGCUAGUUUAGCGCAAAUGUUUAUUAUCAAUGCUAGGUAAUUGUCUACGAGCAAGGGAAAAUGAUGUCCAUAAACUACACGUUUACGUUUCAACAAUGACAUGAUAACUGCAUGACAGUUAUCACGCUCCUCACGAGACCCAGUUCACAAGAGAACAUGGCAGGAAACAGCCUGGUAUUACCCAUAGUGCUAUGGGGCCGCCGUGCACCCACACACUGCAUCUCCAGUCUGCUGGUGAUGGAUGAUUUUGCCACCAUAAUCACGGGCUGCCACGAUGGACAAAUCUGCAUCUGGGAUAUGACACCUGAGCUGGAGAUAAGUCCACGUGCCCUUUUGUUUGGACACACUGCUUCCAUCACCUGUUUGUCUAAAGCCAGCGUUGCCAGCGACAAGCAGUACCUAGUCAGCGCAUCGGAGAGUGGUGAGAUGUGCCUGUGGGAUGUCAAUGAUGGCCGCUGCAUUGAGUUCACCAAGCUGGCCUGUGCUCACACUGGCAUCCAGUUCUACCAGUUCACCAUCGGCACCCAGCGCGAGGCCCGUCUCCUGUGCCACGGCCACUACCCUGAGAUCCUGGUGGUGGACGCCACCAGUCUGGAGGUGCUCUACUCGCUGGUGUCCAAGAUCUCGCCCGACUGGAUUAGCUCCAUGAGCAUCAUCCGCUCGCACCGAACACAAGAGGACACAGUGGUAGCUGUGUCUGUUACUGGCAUACUGAAGGUGUGGAUCAUAACGGCUGACGUGAGCAGGAUGCAGGAUCUGGACCCAGUGUUUGAGGAGGAGUCCAAGCCCAUCUACUGCCAGAGCUGCCAGAGCAUCUCCUUCUGCGCGUUCACCCAGCUCUCCCUGCUGGUGGUCUGCUCCAAGUACUGGAGGGUGUUUGAUGCGGGAGACUACUCUCUGCUGUGCUCCGUGCCCAGUGAGAAUGACCAAGCCUGGACUGGAGGAGACUUCAUCGCUGCUGAUAAAGUCAUCAUCUGGACUGAGGACGGGUGCAGCUACAUUUACAAGCUGCCUGCCAGCUGCCUGCCUGCCAGCGAGCAUUUCCGCAGUGACAUAGGAAAGACAACAGAGGGCUCCAUCCCCCCUCUGGUCUACAGCAUCGCAGAUCGCGCCGACAAACAGCUCCUCAUAUGCCCCCCGGUGACGCGCUUCUUCUAUGGCCGGCGCGAGCCCUUCCACAAGCUGCUUGUGCAGGGGGACUCGGCUGGCCGCCUCUCUCUGUGGAGCGUCCCAGAGACCUCUCCUCUACAGCCCCUGUCCUCGGCUGCAGAGCUGCAGGUAUCCUCCACCAUCAGCUUGCAGGAGGCCUUUGACAAGCUCGCGCCCCGGUCAGCGGGCAUCAUAGACCAGCUGAGCGUAGUUCCUGGCUCGGAGGAGCCCAUCAAGGUGACGGCCAGCGUAUACAUCCCUGGCCAGGGUCGGCUGGUGUGCGGCCGUGAGGAUGGGAGCAUCAUUCUGGUGCCCGCCACCCAGACAGCCAUCGUCCAGCUGCUGCAGGGAGAGCAUAUGCUGCGCAGAGGCUGGCCUCCACACCGCACCCUCAGGGGUCACCGGAACAAGGUGACGUGUCUGCUGUACCCCAACCAGGUGUCUGCGCGCUACGACCAGCGCUCGCUGGUGUCAGGCGGCGUGGACUUCUCUGUCAUCGUGUGGGACAUCUUCACGGGCGAGAUGAAGCACAUCUUCUGCGUCCACGGAGGAGAGAUCACCCAGCUGCUGGUGCCGCCCGAGAACUGCAGCACGCGGGUGUCCCACUGCGUGUGCUCGGUGGCCAGCGAUCACUCGGUCGGCCUGCUGAGCCUGCGGGAGCGCAAGUGCAUCAUGCUGGCCUCGCGACACCUCUUCCCCAUCCAGGUCAUCAAGUGGCGGCCAUGCGACGACUACCUGGUGGUGGGCUGCUCCGACGGCUCCGUCUACGUAUGGCAGAUGGACACAGGUGCGCUGGACCGCUGUGUGAUGGGCAUCACGGCCGUGGAGAUCCUGAACGCGUGCGACGAGCUGGCGCCGGCGGCGGUGGACGCUCUCAACCACCCGGCGGUCAACCUGAAGCAGGCCAUGACACGCCGCAGCCUGGCCGCCCUCAAGAACAUGGCCCAGCACAAGCUGCAGACCCUCGCCACCAACCUGCUGGCCGCCGACAACGCAGACAAGGGGAACCUGCCCAAGUACUCCCACAAUGCACUUGUGGUACAAGCGAUGAAGACCAAUGUGACGGACUCGGACAUGCAUGUGCUCUUCUUUGACGUGGAGGCGGUGAUCAUCCAGCUGCUGACCGAGGAGGCCCAGAGGCCCAACCCCAUGCUGGUCUCCCCGGAGACACUGCAGAAAGCUCCUGGCGGGGCGGACAAAGGCGGCUCCUUGCUGGCCAGCAAGAUCUUUAAACAGGUCAAAGAGACCAUCAAGGAGAAUAUCAAGGAGCAUCUCCUGGACGAGGAUGACGAGGAGGAAGAAGAGAUGCGUCGCCGUGAGGAGAAGUCCAAGUCGCUGAGCCUGCUGGAGUACAACCUGACCAUGGACACGGCCAAGCUCUUCAUGUCCUGCCUGCACGCCUGGGGCCUGAACGGCAGCCUGGACGAGGUGUGCCUGAGCCGCCUGGGCAUGCUCAAGCCGCACACGCCCAUCUCCUUCGGCCUGAUCUCCCGCGGCGGGCACAUGUCCCUCAUGCUGCCCACCUUCAAGGAGUCCCUGCUGCGGCAGCUGGCACUGGGGACUGGGCCCGACCCCGGCCGAAAGCUCUCUGUGUCCGAGAUCGUGGGCAAGGGCACGUACGGCGUGUCGCGCGCCGUCACCACGCAGCACCUGCUCUCGGUCAUCUCGCUGGCCAACACCCUCAUGGGCAUGACCAACGCCACCUUCGUGGGCGAGCACAUGAAGAAGGCCCCGGCACGCCCCCCCAGACCGGGCACCCCAGAGACCCUCAGGAAGAGUGGCCCACCGCCUCCCCCAGCCUCCAGCCCCGCGAUGCAGGCUCAGAUCAAACAAGCUGCUGCCGCUGCUGCCCCCAGCACUGGGCCGCCCGGCUCUGGGGCUAGUCUCACUGGCCCUGCUUUUCAUCCCUGUCCUUCAGUCAACGAAGGCUGGAGCCAGCUGGCUGCCAUGCACUGCGUGAUGCUGCCCGAUCUGCUGGGACUGGACAAGUUCCGACCCCCCCUGCUGGAGAUGCUGGCCCGCCGCUGGCAGGACCGCUGCCUGGAGGUGAGGGAGGCGGCCCAGGCCCUGCUGCUGGCUGAGCUGCGGAGGAUUGGUCAGUCUGGCAGGAAGGACACCAUUGAUCUGUGGGCCCCAUACCUGCCCCAGUAUGUGGACACCGUCAGCUCCCCCACGGCAACUGAGGCGCCCCAGCCAAUCCCGCCACCCCCUGAGCCGCAGCCAGUGGAAGUCAAAGUCCAGGAAGAGGAAAUAGAUGUGACGGACGAUGAUAUCACUGCAGGCUGCCUGUCCAACCUGCCGCCCAACGCUAAGAAGAUCUCCAACUCGUACGAGGAGCGGCGGAAGCAGGCCACGGCCAUCGUGCUGCUGGGCGUGAUCGGAGCCGAGUUUGGCGCCGAGAUCGAGCCGCCCAAGCUGCCGUCGCGCCCGCGCACCGCCGGACAGGCCCCCGAGGGCUUCGGCCUGACCACCGGCGGCUCCAACUACUCCCUGGCGCGCCACACCUGUAAGGCUCUGACGUUCCUGCUGCUGCAGCCCCCCAGCCCGAAGCUGCCCCCCCACAGCACCAUCCGCCGGACGGCGAUUGAUCUGAUUGGCCGCGGCUUCACGGUGUGGGAGCCAUACAUGGACGUGUCUGCUGUGCUCAUGGGCCUGCUGGAGUUGUGUGCCGACGCCGAGAAGCAGCUCUCCAACAUCACAAUGGGGCUUCCCCUGAACCCUGCUGCUGACUCGGCCCGCUCGGCUCGCCACGCUCUCUCACUCAUCGCCACGGCCCGCCCGCCUGCCUUCAUCACCACCAUCGCCCGCGAGGUGCACAGGCACACGGCGAUGCAGUCGCAGGGCUCACAGUCGCAGCAGAACGUGCACACCACCACUCUGGCCCGCGCCAAGACCGAGAUCCUGCGGGUCAUCGAGAUCCUCAUCGAGAAGAUGCCCAGCGACGUGGUGGACCUGCUGGUCGAGGUGAUGGACAUCAUUAUGUACUGCAUCGAGGGCUCUCUUGUCAAGAAGAAGGGCCUGCAGGAGUGUUUCCCUUCUAUCUGCAAGUUCUACAUGGUGGGGUACUGUGAGCGUAGUCACCGCAUUGCUGUCGGAGCGCGACAGGGCUCUGUGGCUCUGUACGACGUCCGCACCGGCAAGUGUCAGCACAUUCACGGCCAUAAAGGGCCCAUCACAGCCGUGUCCUUCGCCCCAGAUGGGCGCUACCUGGCCACCUAUUCCAAUGCCGACAGCCAUAUCUCCUUCUGGCAGAUGAACACAUCUCUGCUGGGCAGCAUCGGCAUGCUGAACUCUGCUCCACAGCUGCGCUGCAUCAAGACGUACCAGGUGCCGCCGGUGCAGCCGGCCUCGCCGGGCUCCCAGAACGCCCUGAAGCUGGCGCGCCUCAUCUGGACCUCCAACCGCAACGUCAUCCUCAUGGCACACGACGGCAAGGAGCACCGCUUCAUGGUCUGAGGCGCCCGCCGCGACGCCGCGCCAUGCCACACCGUGCUGGGGGUCCCCCGAGGGUCACGAGGAGGUCGUCUCGACCGCCCAGACCACGCCCGCUUACCCACCCCAACCACACACAUACACACACACACAGACACACACACACACACACACAAAAAAAAACAC
This is a messenger RNA of Alosa sapidissima (American shad), 4994 nucleotides long. Its product is annotated as WD repeat-containing protein 7. Gene Ontology annotation, cellular component: cytoplasm. Gene Ontology annotation, molecular function: protein binding. Lineage: Eukaryota; Metazoa; Chordata; Actinopteri; Clupeiformes; Clupeidae. The transcript is spliced from 29 exons. The record is from RefSeq and is a predicted model, not a curated record. The coding region runs from base 339 to 4832 and encodes 1497 amino acids.